UGGCGAGCCAGGCAAAAGGCGGAUCUAUUGAAGUAUGAGCGCUCUCCCUACUACCAGUUCGCCCGAUUUGAUUGUGCGAAUAAUCUGUUGCCGUGCUGCGCAAGGACUUGGGCUCUAAUAGCCUAAUGCUGUUAUUGUAACGUGAGAUACUCGUCAAUUCGCUGAAGUUCUCUGGUAGUUUGCAGACAGCAGCGGGACGAUUGUGCUGUUUUUAAAAUCACCGUUGACUUAGAAACUGGACAACAACAACAACACCACCAUGGGAUGGCUGUUGUGACCCAUCCUUUGACAAAUCGCUCCGUUCCUGGCGCCCUGGUCUCUGGGUGCGCAUGGCCAUGAAGCGGCCAUGUCCUCCAACGACUCCGAAGUCAUCACCUGCACCAUCACCCACGAGAUCCACCAGAACCUGUUCGCCGGCGCCUACAUCAUCAUCCUGCUGGUGGGCCUGCCCGCCAACGCCUACUCCCUCUACCACGCCUGGCUGCAGCUGCGCGUGCGCAACGAGCUGGGCGUCUACCUGCUCAACCUGACCAUCUCCGACCUGCUCUACCUGGCCUCGCUGCCCAUGUGGCUGCAGUACAUCUUCUCCGGCGACGACUGGCAGCACCACGAGUGGCUGUGCAAGCUGUGCGGCCUCCUGCUCUACGAGAACAUCUACAUCUCCAUCGGCUUCCUCUGCUGCAUCUCCAUCGACCGCUACCUGGCCGUGGUCUACCCGUUCCGCUUCUCCUCCUUCCGCUCCAUGCGGGCGGCCGCGCUGGUCAGCGCCUUCAUCUGGCUCAAGGAGCUGGCGGUGGGCGCCAUCUUCUUCAGCCACCGCGCCACCAGCGUGGACGCCACCAACCAGCGCGUGUGCUUCGAGCACUACCCCAUGAAGCCCUGGGAGUACCCGGUGAACUACUACCGCUUCUUCGUGGGCUUCCUCUUCCCGCUGGUCAUCCUGUCGGCGUCGUACUUCCGCGUGCUGCGGGCGGUGGGCAAGAGCGCCGGCACGCAGACGGCGCAGAAGACGCGCAUCAAGCACCUGGUGACCAGCACCAUCCUCAUCUUCCUGGUGUGCUUCUCGCCGUACCACGUCUUCCUGCUGGUGCGCACCACGCUGGAGCGCAGCUGCGGCUUCAUCGAGACGAUCUUCAACUACUACCACUUCUCGCUGCUGCUCACCAGCUUCAACUGCGUGGCCGACCCGGCGCUCUACUGCUUCGUGAGCGAGAGCGCCCAGCGGGGCAUCCAGGAGGCGCAGCGGGCGUGCACCAAGGCGGCGUGCUGCUGCUGCCAACGCCGCCGCCGCGGCGACCAGGGCGCCAAGAACAAGGGCAUGGCCAUCACCGGGCGACUGGCGGUCACCGCGACAAAGUCUAGCGAGGUCGCCACGACCAACGAAGGCAGGACUGCGACGGCCAUGGUCACGUUGUUACAGCCAAUGAAAACCAGUGAGGAUGUAUGAGAAGGCACGCUUGUUAAGCUAAUCCCCAAUGGGCUGGCCCAGGAAGAAAAAAAAAGUCUUAUGUUACCAUGUUGUUUAUUUGUUGAUUGUUAUAUAUUUGUUAAACAUAUCUAAAACAGCGUUGUUCGUGUUAAAGCUAUGUUAAAGCCAGUAUGUAAAAAAAAAAAAAAUCUGUUUGGAACUUAAUGUGUGUGUUUUUGCACUCUCAGGCAUCUUAAAGGAAAAGCAAAACAACCUAGGGUCUAUUUUCAGAAGCUAACGGGUCAAACUGUUGUUUGAGAGCAAAAUUACAUUAAUUGGUGGAGUUUUAAGCAGGACGGUCGUUUGCAUUAACACCAAAUUGUCUUACAAUGAAAGCGCACUGGGCUUACACUCACGUCAAAAACAAACACUUUUUUUUAUACCACUGACAAUGUUCAAAAUAGAAUGACACUUCUCUGGCAGUGUGGUGAGGUUGUCUACAGACAAAUUGAAGCAUUGUAAAUGUUCUACGUGUUUAGAAAGGUUAUAAAAAAUAAUUUUAUGACGGGUGUGUUUUUUAGGCUACCUUAGCUGUCUUCCUGGCGCAGCCAUCUUGAAGGAAAGGCCUAACAAGUCGAUUAACAAAUGCAAUGCAAACCACAGUUAAUGAACGAGAAAGGAGAGUAGCUGACACACCCUUCAUAAAAUAUUUUUUUUUUGUAAAUGAAAAUAGACCCUAGGUUGUUUAUGCCCCAGACCAUUCCUUCAAGGGUAUAGCACUGUCCAGUUGGUCCAACUUGGUCCAGUGUGACCUCAUGGGGUCAGACUUUGGAGUUCUUUGAUGAAAGGACAGUCUGGAAACAGAAACAGAUUUUGGUAUCAAAUGGCAGUUUAGGUCCACGUCCUUAAACCUGCCUAAACCUGCCUUCACCUCUACUGUUUACUCUUUGAAUAAGACCAAUUACUUUGAACGUGGAUUGUCUUCAAAUGUGUCUAACGCACAACACAGGCUACUGUCCUUAAUUUAGCUAAUUGGGGGGGUUCAAUCGCCCAUGCUCAAAAGAAGAACCAUGAAGCUGCCUUAAAGCAGAAAGAAGAAGAAUUUGGAGGAAAGGGAGAUGUGGUGAGGUUUUUAUUGUAUCCCCAAAGGUAUAGCAAAACACCAAGCAGCGAGACUGUGUGAUCUGGCAGCUGCCACAGUAAUGGAUCCAGCUAUGAUUCCGAGGCAAAAAUCACACAGUGAUGUGGGACAACCACAGGUCAUUCAUCUUUUGACUUGCAGUGGACUGACUGACAGGCAGCGUGAGCUGAUAUGGCUGUGAUUUGGAAGCACAGCAGCUCACUUUUUUGUUUACAAGCGUUCCACCUUGAUGGUAUGUAAUUGGUGUAAUGAGCAAAAAUGGGUAGUUUUGUAUGACAGAGAAUCACAUAUCAGACAAAAUGGAAUUCAA
Molecule: messenger RNA, 2859 nt
Organism: Sardina pilchardus (European sardine)
Lineage: Eukaryota; Metazoa; Chordata; Actinopteri; Clupeiformes; Clupeidae
Gene: gpr68
Product: ovarian cancer G-protein coupled receptor 1
Exons: 2
Coding region: 347-1447 (366 amino acids)
Biological process (GO): G protein-coupled receptor signaling pathway; cellular response to pH
Cellular component (GO): membrane
Molecular function (GO): G protein-coupled receptor activity
Source: RefSeq, a predicted model, not a curated record